This is a messenger RNA of Paraphaeosphaeria sporulosa, 1694 nucleotides long. RefSeq names its product PLP-dependent transferase. Gene Ontology annotation, molecular function: transaminase activity; pyridoxal phosphate binding. The record is from RefSeq and is a predicted model, not a curated record. The transcript is spliced from 3 exons. The coding region runs from base 179 to 1546 and encodes 455 amino acids. Lineage: Eukaryota; Fungi; Ascomycota; Dothideomycetes; Pleosporales; Didymosphaeriaceae.
GAUUGCCCCGCAACUCGCGUUUCAUGAGGGGACGCACUCUAUCGUAUUGAGCCAAAGAUUCCAGAUCUUGGAUGCUCGCUUUCAGGGACCGAAUGCUAUAUGUCUGGCAUAUAUUUCCAAGCAUCUAACGGAAACAAGAUCGCCACAUUCUGAAUGGGAUCACCUUCAACGAUCUAGCAUGGCUCCCUCCCUUGUGUUAUCUCCUGCUGCAAGCACAAUCGCGGACAUGUCCACCACCAAAGCCAGCCACGUUACCGUUGAAGCAGCGCUCUCAGCAGCAAAGACCCGCUUUGUAGAAAGAAACACCACAAGCUUGGCCCUGCACAACGAAGCGAUCAAGAGUCUCCCAGGCGGCAACACCCGCAGCCUCCUCCACACCGCGCCAUUUCCCGUAUUUCUCAAGAAAGGCGAAGGUUACAGAGUCACAUCUGAGGACGGGCACACCUAUACCGAUUUCGUAGGCGAAAUGACCGCCGCCCUCUACGGCCACUCGCACCCCGUCCUCGCAUCCGCCCUUAUCUCUACUAUCCAAGAUAUCGGCCUCAACCUCGGCGGCACCACAUCCCUCGAAGCCCGUCACGCCGCCCUCCUCUGCGCCCGCUUCCGCCUAUCCCGCGUGCGCUUCACCAACUCCGGCACCGAAGCAACGCUGCACGCGCUCGCCGGCGCACGCGCGUUCACCGGGCGGCGGAAAGUCGUCGUCUUCGGGGGUGGUUACCAUGGCGGGUGUUUCUCCUUUCCUGAAGACGCGCCGGCGGAGAAUUGCGUCGAUAAAGAGGACUGGGUGGUAGCGACGUUCAACGACCCUGCCGACGCAAAGGCUAAGAUCGAGGGCAGCGGGGAUGUGGCAGCGGUGCUGGUCGAGGGCAUGCAGGGCCGCGGGCCGUGUAUAGUGGGCAGCCACGCGUUUCUGCACCAGGUGCAGGCGAGCGCGCGGGCGGUUGGCGCGGUGUUCAUCCUCGAUGAAGUGCAAACGAGUAGGCUUUCCGGCGGGGGGUUGGCGGAGCUCGAGGGGCUGGAGCCUGAUAUCACGACGUUGGGGAAGUGGGUUGGGGGUGGCGUGGCGUUUGGGGCAUUUGGGGGAAGAGAAGAUAUUAUGCGAGUGUAUGAUCCCCGUGACGGCAAUGCCCUCUCGCACUCUGGCACGUUCAACAACAACACCCUCGCCAUGGUGGCUGGGUAUACUGGCCUAUCGCAGAUCUACACGCCUGCCGUGGCGCAAGACUUCAAUACCAUGGGCGACAAGCUGCGCUCUGCUCUUCAGGAACUGAGUCAGGGCACGAAAAUGACUGUCACAGGCCUCGGCACCAUAAUGGGCAUUCACUUUCUGGAAGAUGGAAGAAAGGACUUGAAGAGUUACAAGGACAGGAAUGAAGAUGUGGAGCUACGAGAGCUUUUCUGGUUCGAGAUGAUGGAGGAGGGGUUUUGGAUUACGCAGCGAGGAAGUAUUGCGCUUGUUUUGGAGACGCCGUGGCAGGAGCUGGAGAGAUUUGUACGGUGUGUCGGGGCAUUCCUGGAGAGGUAUGGAGCACUGGUGAGAAUUUGACGUGUGUAAAAAUGUGGCGCUCCAGCCCUAUGGCCCUGCAGCCUCAGGUAACCGCAUCGAUCGUGGGGUCCCGAGUCUGGCCCCAGUCAGCCGGGCCCCAGGCUAUAACAAGCAUUGCCGCUUUCGAGUAAAUCUACGCGCAAGCCAC